UUCAUUUUAAUACACUUUAAUAUGAGUCCUGUUUAUCAUACAUCGUUUAAUAAUAACUAUUAUUAUGAUGCAGUGAGACUAGGGCAAAUAGAAGUACAACAUGAACUGGCUCGUAACUUUUAUGAUGAUGAUGAAUUCUGUCCUAUACUCGAGUACACUACUUUGGAUGAUCGGGAUCGUAUCUAUCAGCGGCUGACACCUUCUCCUCGAACAUCCCCUCGCACUUCUCCUACCAUUAAAAACUCAAAAAGAGUGAUACCCAUCAUCAACCCUUCCAACAUGACUCCCAUUUCUAUUCAGCCAAAAUAAUUUGUAUAAUACACAUUCCCAUUUCAUAUUGUAAAUAAUAAAAAGUAGUAGAAUAAAGUCUCUUUAGUAUUACUGAUACAAAAUAUCCAUGUUCUACCUUACUUUCACCGAGUUUACUUUUAUUUUCUUGGUUUUUGUGUACUGUUUUGUGAUAGUUUUGGGGUUAAACAAAUAUCUUCAUUUGUAAAAUAAUUUAAGGACCGACAUGAGGCGCAUGAUAGCUAAAAAAAGCAUUUCUUCAACCAGUUCAAUCAAAAUAAUAAAAUUAGUUAUGGUAAUAAAUAAACAAUUAAAGGUA
Rhizopus microsporus ATCC 52813 is the source of this 607-nucleotide messenger RNA. RefSeq lists its product as uncharacterized. The transcript has 2 exons. NCBI's taxonomy places the organism in Eukaryota, Fungi, Mucoromycota, Mucoromycetes, Mucorales, Rhizopodaceae. The coding region runs from base 22 to 309 and encodes 95 amino acids. The record is from RefSeq and is a predicted model, not a curated record.